AGAAGCGCUUUCAACAAGAAUCCAUUACCAGUUACUAGAGACGUCCUCUUUCCACCCGUGCGUUCAGAACUUUAUUCCUAAGAGCUCAAUAACUACAUCUAUUGAAGAGAACUAUAUUUUUGUCCGUGAUCCUGUGAAGCACAGCUCGUUGUAAACAAUUGUAUUGCAUCAAAAACAUCAUGUUCGACUUCCUCUUCGUUCCGUGCUGUCCCACGCAGAGUGAUCUCCUGUGCACCAAACCUAUUCCGCCACUGAGCUCCCCGGAUUUAAUUAUCCUCCGCAAGAACGUCGCCACGACCCCAGAGUUGUCAAGCGGAUUCAUUACAUCUGCAGGAGCCAAUGUGUAAUGCGCAUAGCCAACAUGAUCCCAUGAGCGCCAUCAUUGUUCCUGGCCAAGUUCCUUGGCAUUUCUGAAGGUUGCUUACAGGAUCAGCUGAUGGCUUUGUGAUGCUAUAACGUGCACUAAACGAGAAGAAGUAAACUCGUCAAGAUUAAGUCCCAACUUCUGGGUUUUUCUUACCCCGUAGGCCUCAUCUUGACAAUCGGGCGGGGACGUCUUUUUUGCACAGGAUAUUGAUGCACUCAAUCCUGAUAUUUUUUUGCGAACAUCUACGCACGACCGUACAGAUGUGCCCCCGUCCCGGACGCGCGCAGGCGCGGAUCAAAGUCGGUAUAAGAAGAUAAAAUUUGCUACUUGUUUCUUCUCGGCGCAUGUAAGAACUAACCACUCAGCUUAAGUUAUUUGCAAGCUUUUUUAUUUCAGUGGAAGAAUAUUUUUUCAGUAUCCACUAUACCUAAAACUCAGUGUUUUCCCACCAGCUCUGGCUCGUGCAGGAGGUCAUGACUCGCGUUCCGGAGGACAAGUAUCAGGAAUCGUGUGCAGUUUGGGUCGAGGUAGAAUAUUUUUUCUUGUUUCUAACAUGAUCUUCACCCUAAUCGUACUAGCCACUGUGUGGUUUAUUUCUGAAUCGAGCUAUAUGGAAAAGCUAUACUGAUGUUAUCCUCACAGAAGCAAGUCAAAUGAUACUCGGAAAGACAAACCAUAUCACAGUUCAUCGGGGAAUUGUUUUGCUGGCUCAUGAAGAAGGACCCGGCCCGAGCAAGGUUGCUGUAUCAGACCAGAACAAAGCAGGCAGCUCAGAUUUGUAAUGCAAAAAUAAAUACGCAGAAACGAGGUCGCCCGUGACAGAUUUUUCUGCGUAUUUGUUUCUGCAUUACAAAUCUGGCCUGCCUGCUUUUUUCUGUGGGAUAAGCCCGAGGCCGUGCUGAAGACCAUGGACCGUCUAGUGCCGCAAGCAGCCCAGGGCCUUGGCCGUACUACUUUUGCGUUCAUAUUUGUUUGUCUUGCGCUCUGUGUUCGCAUGCCAUUUCUUUACUUCUCCCACUUUUCGUGCUUUAAUGUGUAUCUGGCCCCGCCACACUCUCACACGUUUUGGCACAGGUCAGGAGGAAUUCCGUCUAGCGCACGGCGAGAAGAACUGGAGGAAUGCGGAACUCGUUACCCACUGCGAAUAUCUACGUGUCUGGAAAGUUGUGACGCAUGUCAAUGAAUGAUGAACCAAGCAUGACAGAUUUCUUUGCGGCUGCUCCUCUGUGUUCUUGCAUAUUACGCAUGACAAACAGCGUGCUUGCAUCACAGAGACAAAACCCUCUUCGUGGGAACGCCAUACAAAGCUCUGACUCAUGCCAGACUACCAUGACAAAUCUCGCGAUCUUCCAGGCCCAGACAUAAUAUUUGCAGUGAAUAUUGAUGCUCUUCCACCAGUGGCUGCAGACGGGUCGCGACGCGUUUGUCGACGCAAGGAUGAACUGGACUUUCCGUGACUGAGCUUUUACAAGUAGAACUUGCAAGGAAAUGAAACAAAAAAAGAUGACAGUUUUUAGUGUUGGUUCCCCUUCCAAAAAUUUCCAUAUGUUCGUCGUGUCCUUAUUUUCCAGUUCUUUGCUACCUACUUACAAACUAGAGUUUUUUAUCUGAACAUCUGAAGAUGAUGAUGAUAUUACCCAAAGUAAAGGGUAGUUACAAAGAGAUGCGGGAUGUUACACUGGUGACCUAGGUACAAAGAGAUUGACUCAAGAAGUUACUCUACAAAACCUCCAGAACUUCCGUUUCAGAGCUUCUACCGAACCUGUUUUACCUGAUAGCCCUUGUUUACUUCCCUGUUUUUACAAUAGCUUCAACCUACCGCUGGUUUUUCGUUAAUGCGAGUCAUCACGCUUUUGUCAGAAAAUACUUUACUUUCGAUCAGAAUUUGUUCACAGUGUCCACAACUCGACACUUCCCACCUUCGCAGACCUGCUGAGCUUGGAACUUUUUUUGAUGUUGGAAAGUGAAGGAACAUGCUGACCCGCCAGCUAAGUCGCCCCCCGUGGUUAC
Amoebophrya sp. A120 is the source of this 2377-nucleotide messenger RNA. NCBI's taxonomy places the organism in Eukaryota, Dinophyceae, Syndiniales, Amoebophryaceae. The record is from the annotation of a GenBank genome assembly.